AUGGCUACCUUAAACACUAGGAACUAUUCGAAUACUUUCCUAGGUUUAGCAACUCAACUUGGAAUAUCCGGUGGUAUAUUAGCAUAUUGUUUGUUACAGUUUGAAUGGAAUCGGCGUCAAAAGUCCAUGAAAUAUUUAUAUUCUCCACGUACAAAGCUUUCAAAAAAUGCAUCACCACCAAUUCCUCCUGGUCUAUUUUCUUGGAUCAAGGUUUCCCUUUCUUUAAAUGAAGAAUUUUAUUUGAAGAAUGUUGGUUUAGACGCCGUGAUGUACAUUCGAUUCCUAAAGAUGGCAUUCCAAUUUUUACUAUUUAACGUCUUAAUUGUUGGCCCAAUCCUUAUUCCGAUAAAUUAUUAUGCUGGAGGCACAAAUGAGGGAGUUGCUAGACUUUCCAUUAGCAAUAUUCCUAGUGGCAUUAAAGAUCCGUUAUGGGCUCAUAUAAUAUGUACAUAUCUGGUGAGCUUAAGUUGGAUGUAUCUUUUAUAUAAAAAUUAUUGUGAUUACAUAGAUAUGUUUAGGCAGCAUCUCUUAAACAGGGUGAAAAAUGACCCGAUUACUGCUCGAACAGUGAUGGUUUCAAGGAUUCCUCCUGAACUGAGAACUGAAGAAAAACUUAGAGAGUUUGUAGAAAAGCUAGGCUUGGGACCUGUUGAAUCGACUAGAAUGGUACGGCACAUAGGAAAAUUAGAUAGAAAGAUAAAGAGACGAGAGGAUGUUCUGCUAGCAUUGGAAAAAGCUCACAUACAACUCGCGAAAAAUGUGUGUAAUGCUAUUAAGAGACGAAAAUUUGGAAUAGCAAGUUUGUUAUUUGGUCGCAGAAAUGACAAUUCACACAUGGCACUUGAAUCAGGUGAGGCAAAGGAACAUCAGAGAAUUCAAUCGAUCAUAGAGUGGCUGGAUGUGCGUAAACGGAAAUGGUCCAAUAAUAAUGGAAAUCAGAUUUCGUCAGAUCAAGAUAAUUUUACUACAAGAAAUGCAACAGUAACUACAGCCAGCACCUUUGCUAAUGAAGAUAUUAUGGAACAAGAGGAUGGAUAUGGUCGUCAAUUUCUCAUAUGGAAUUCCCUUGGUCAGAUAUCAAAAAAAUUACUUGAUAAAUUUCAGCCAAUACACAGAGUGGGAUUUAUGGGAAGUGGAAAAGGUGUUUUGUCGAUCGACCAUUUCAUUAAAAAAUUCAACUAUUUGAACCGUCGUAUUGCAGAACUAAGAUCAUUGCCAAUCAAUGCAAUACCAUAUAAGGCAACAAGUACCGGCUUCGUAACAUUUCGGGAUCAUAUUAGCGCUCAACUUUGUGCACAAAGCAUAAUGUAUUCAAAACCACAUACAUGUACGACAAAAAUGGCACCGGAACCAAGAGAUUUACUUUGGGACAACUUAUUUAUGAGAUUUCGGGAAAAAAUGAUACGUACUGUUAUCGUAAAUAUAUGCGUCUGGGCUUUGACAUUAUUUUGGCUUUUUCCAAUUGUUGCUUUUCUUACGUUGACAUCUAUCGAUUCACUUUCCCGUCGUAUUCAAUUCUUGGGUCCGUUUCUAGAAGCUGCUCCUAUAAUCCGAACCUUGCUUCAAAAUGUAUUGCCAACAGUACUGGUUUCAUUUUUCAUGGCAAUUUUGCCCUGGAUUUUAAUGGAGAUUUCAAAACAAGAAUACUUUCCAUCUUACUCAGCUUUGGAAGAGGCAGUCCUUGUUCGACACUAUUACUUUACUCUCUUCAAUGUUUUCAUAGUAUUCUUGUUAGGAAUUACCUUUUUACAAUCAAUUUUCGAUGUCAUAAACAGUCCGACAAGUAUUUUUGAGGUUUUGGCAAUUAAUCUGCCGCAGGGUGCAACUUUUUUCAUCAACUAUGUUAUUUUCAAUACGUGUACCCACGGACUAGAACUUGUGCAAGUCGGAUCGCAAAUUUUCCUUCACAUAAUUCUUACCUCCCGAUUUGUAGCAACUACUCCACUCCUCGUUAUUACCAUCACUUAUUCAACUAUCAAUCCCUUAAUUCUGGUCUUUGCCCUCAUUUACUAUGCUAUUGCCCUUUUGGUAUUCAAGCAUCAAUUUGCUUAUUGUUACGUGCGCCGAUAUGAAUCCGGUGGAAAGCUAUAUCGCCGCGUCUUUAAAUAUACCACUGAUGGAUUGAUUAUCUUCCAGAUAACCUUCAUCGGUAUGAUUUGGUUGCGCACAGCCAUUGUUCCCGGAGCCUUUCUUGUUCCGCUUUUAAUAGGCACAGGAUAUUUUAAAUAUUAUUGUCACAAAACCUUUUACUCCAGGACACAUUUCUUAGCUCUGGAUACAAGGCUUGAGGUAGACCAAGAUGGUCAAACUGAUGUUGAUAUUCAAACGGAGAAACCUAUUACCCAAUCACCCAAAUCAUCCCAGGAUAAUGACGAUUUAGGUGGAGGCGUGAACACUAAACCAAAAGAGAAUACGGGAAGCAUGUUUGGGAGGAAAUCCACAAGUGACGGAUUUCGUAGAUUAGAAACAAUUUCAGGGAAUGCUAGUGAAAGUAGCACAAAGGAUAAUUUACCUGGAAAAGAUCCUACUUCCUUGGAAAACAGAAGUUUGAUUACUAUGCAGACAAACAAUCAACUAAUGGAAAAGAUUAAUAACAAAAGGGAUAGCAAAAAUGUGUUACUCUGUCCUACGGAGAGCUUAUCUAGAUUUGAGAAGCUUGAACAAAAUCGAGAUGUUGACGUCGAAUGUACAGCAGCAGCCAUUCCGGUUAAACAAUCUCAGACAACCGAUGUAACGGAAAUCUCUCCCGAAUCAACUUCAUACAAAAAAGAAAUAACAAUGGAAAAAAUAGAUAAAGAUGACAAUGCCUCAAACAGUGUAGCCAGACCGAAGAUGAAGUUGUUAAUUCCACCUGCGCUCAAUGCUCCUUUAGUCUCGUCCCCCGACAGUCUCAUGAUGGGUGCUCAUCGUAUGUCUUCAUACGGAAACUUCCGGGACGCCGUGCGUUUUACGCAUAACCCUGAGCAAGAUGAUAUUUCGCAAUAUCCGACAUACACGCAUCCUAAUCUCGUAAAAGCCUUGAGCCGUAAACUUUGGUUGCCUCGUAAUCCUUUCAAAGUGAUAUGCUUGGACGAUACAGUUGAACUAUAUAGAGCAUUAACUUCGAGCGAAGGUGGUUCUGGGGUAAUUGGAUACCUUGGCGAAGCCAGUACAUACUUGGGCGAAGCUAGAGUUAGCAUUUACGGAGAACACGAAUUUCCUAUUUCUCCACUUCAUCAACGUGGUACUACUGGCGAAUCUGAUGUUCGAAAAAUGAGGUCCGCUGAAGCCAUUCAUGAUGGUAACAAUGAAGGCAGUAAUGAACAUUCGCCUUUUGAUUGCGCACUUUUUUCACCCGAUGAAGAGGCGGUUGUAAGCUUAGGUGAGUUUGUAAGUGGAGAGUUGGAAUCAGGUGAAUUGACAAGCGGGGAGGAAUAUUAG
Acaulospora morrowiae is the source of this 3420-nucleotide messenger RNA. Lineage: Eukaryota; Fungi; Glomeromycota; Glomeromycetes; Diversisporales; Acaulosporaceae. The record is from the annotation of a GenBank genome assembly.